Molecule: messenger RNA, 669 nt
Organism: Scylla paramamosain (green mud crab)
Lineage: Eukaryota; Metazoa; Arthropoda; Malacostraca; Decapoda; Portunidae
Exons: 4
Coding region: 1-669 (222 amino acids)
Molecular function (GO): nucleic acid binding
Source: RefSeq, a predicted model, not a curated record
AUGGUGUCGAGGUUGCUGAAUGAUGAUCAGAAGGAGCGUCACAUGCAGGUGUGUCAGGACAUCAUCGAGCGUCUUCGGACUGAACCUGACUUGCUUAGAAGAAUCAUCACUGGCAUCGUCCACAGUGAGUUCUUGCCACAGGACCAGACAAUCACAAUCAACAAAUCUACAGAGAUCCUGCGGCGUUUGCUUCGCUCAGUGCGCGAGAAGAGACAAGAGACGUGGCAGAACAAUUCGUGCCUGCUUCACCGCAACAGUGCACCUGCUCACAACGCCCUGAGCAUCCGGCAGUUCCUGGUCGAGAACAACAUCACCAUGCUAGAACAACCUCCCUAUUCACCUGACCUUGCACCUUCCCUCUCCCACCCAACGCCAGCCUCCCUGCCCUCUAUCACUGUAUCAACCUCUCCCGAUCUGCCAUCACUAACUCCGAAGUCUUUCCCAGCUUCUACCAAACCCCCAUCACCUUCUCCCAUCAGCCACCCGCAGCCUUCCAUAGACCUUCACCUGCCUCCCUCUGUCCUCAUCGCUAUCCCACAGCUUUUCCCAGCCUCCCACUGUUCUCCGACUUCCACCAGCCUCUCCCAUCCUCCCCAGCCUCCACCAGCCUCCCAUCCUCCCGUGCCCACCUCCACCUUCCCCAUCAUCCACUAUAAAGUCUUCCCUUAG